AUGUGUUCGUCCAUGUCCCGUAGCAGUGCGACACCACCGCCAUCUCAUCACACGAGCAACCAGAUGCCGCCACUCCCGCUCAUCCGUUGCCCCGAAUGCAACGCCGGCUAUGUCCUGUGGUUUGUCUCCGGGACAGAACUAAACCCAGGGAGGCACUUCUACAAGUGCGAACGGCAUGGGCAUGGAGGGUGCAAGUUUUGGAAGUGGGAGAACAAGUACAUACAGUACUUAAGCCAGCGGUGGGGACAUCUGAUUUCGCACGCGUCGGUUCAUCGCCAUGUCGCGCUGCUCGAGCAGAACCAUGCAUUCCUGAAGAACAUAUUGAUGUUGUGCCUCGCGAAUUUGGUGGUCAUGGUCACUAUCUUCCUCCUCAAGUUCUGA
Messenger RNA from Triticum turgidum subsp. durum (durum wheat), 381 nucleotides. The record is from the annotation of a GenBank genome assembly. Lineage: Eukaryota; Viridiplantae; Streptophyta; Magnoliopsida; Poales; Poaceae.